This is a messenger RNA of Closterium sp. Yama58-4, 2751 nucleotides long. The record is from the annotation of a GenBank genome assembly. NCBI's taxonomy places the organism in Eukaryota, Viridiplantae, Streptophyta, Zygnematophyceae, Desmidiales, Closteriaceae.
AUGGACGUCAGGCACUCGCCAGGUGGAUCUGGAGAUGCAGCGAGAAAUGAUGGAGGAGGUGAUGAUAGAUUCGCACACGUCAGCAGAUCAGGUCCAGGUGGAUCUGCACACGUCAACAGGGUGGCCAGGGGAUUGCCUAGUGCAUUGGAGGGGGCGGUGGGGCAUGUUCCCCAGACGCGGCUCGGCAGGGGCAAGAGCGUGGCUUGGAUGGGGCGAGAGGCUGAGUAUGCUGACAGUGGAAGCAUUGUGGUUACCCUUGGUGCUCCUCCUUGUCUGCUUCCUCUCCCUUUCUCCUGCUUCCCCUGCUCCCCCCUGCUCCCCCCCGCUUCCCCUUGCUCCCCCCUACUCCCCCCUGCUCCCCCCCGCUUCCCCUUGCUCCCCCCUACUCCCCCCUGCUCCCCCCCGCUUCCCCUUGCUCCCCCCUACUCCCCCCGGCUCCCCCCUACUUCCCCCUCCCCCUGUCCCCCUGCUGGCCUUUCUGUUGUGACGUGUUCGUGCCUCCUCCACACGCGUCCCCCCUCCACACGCGUCCCCCCCCUUCCACACGCGUCCCCCCUCCACACGCGUCCCCCUUCCACACGCGUCCCCCCUCCACACGCGUCCCCCUUCCACACGCGUCCCCCCUCCACACGCCUCUCUCCCUCCUCCACACUCCUGCUCUCUCCACGCGCCGCGCCUAGGUACCAGAUUUCAUUCGACAGCGCGCACGCACCUGCUCCUUCCACAGCCAAUGAGAGGCGGCUACGUGGACCGGACAAGGCGACAGCAGAGGGCAUGGCGCAGGCUCUCCGCAUGGUGACCAAGUCGUUUGCAAGUGUGUUUCCCUCCCUCCGUCUCCCUGCAUUUUCCUGCACGGGAGCAGUGACCAAGUCGUUUGCAAUAGCGACGUUUCGAGCCUUGGAUGUCCAAACGGUGAGCGAUGUGGUGGUGCUGCUGGUGUGGUGGUGCUGCUGGUGUGGUGGUGCUGCUGGUGUGGUGGUGCUGCUGGUGUGGUGGUGCUGCUGGUGUGGUGGUGCUGCUGGUGUGGUGGUGCUGCUGGUGUGGUGGUGCUGCUGGUGUGGUGGUGCUGCUGGUGUGGUGGUGCUGCUGGUGUGGUGGUGCUGCUGGUGUGGUGGUGCUGCUGGUGUGGUGGUGCUGCUGGUGUGGUGGUGCUGCUGGUGUGGUGGUGCUGCUGGUGUGGUGGUGCUGCUGGUGUGGUGGUGCUGCUGGUGUGGUGGUGCUGCUGGUGUGGUGGUGCUGCUGGUGUGGUGGUGCUGCUGGUGUGGUGGUGCUGCUGGUGUGGUGGUGCUGCUGGUGUGGUGGUGCUGCUGGUGUGGUGGUGCUGCUGGUGUGGUGGUGUUGCUGAUGUGGUGGUGCUGCUGCCAUAGAUUGCCUCUCGCGAGCCGAUCAGAACCGUUAAUGGACGUCAGGCACUCGCCAGGUGGAUCUGGAGAUGCAGCGAGAAAUGAUGGAGGAGGUGAUGAUAGAUUCGCACACGUCAGCAGAUCAGGUCCAGGUGGAUCUGCACACGUCAACAGGGUGGCCAGGGGAUUGCCUAGUGCAUUGGAGGGGGCGGUGGGGCAUGUUCCCCAGACGCGGCUCGGCAGGGGCAAGAGCGUGGCUUGGAUGGGGCGAGAGGCUGAGUAUGCUGACAGUGGAAGCAUUGUGGUUACCCUUGGUGCUCCUCCUUGUCUGCUUCCUCUCCCUUUCUCCUGCUUCCCCCUGCUCCCCCCUGCUCCCCCCCGCUUCCCCUUGCUCCCCCCUACUCCCCCCUGCUCCCCCCCGCUUCCCCUUGCUCCCCCCUACUCCCCCCUGCUCCCCCCCGCUUCCCCUUGCUCCCCCCUACUCCCCCCGGCUCCCCCCUACUUCCCCCUCCCCCUGUCCCCCUGCUGGCCUUUCUGUUGUGACGUGUUCGUGCCUCCUCCACACGCGUCCCCCCUCCACACGCGUCCCCCCCUUCCACACGCGUCCCCCCUCCACACGCGUCCCCCUUCCACACGCGUCCCCCCUCCACACGCGUCCCCCUUCCACACGCGUCCCCCCUCCACACGCCUCUCUCCCUCCUCCACACUCCUGCUCUCUCCACGCGCCGCGCCUAGGUACCAGAUUUCAUUCGACAGCGCGCACGCACCUGCUCCUUCCACAGCCAAUGAGAGGCGGCCACGUGGACCGGACAAGGCGACAGCAGAGGGCAUGGCGCAGGCUCUCCGCAUGGUGACCAAGUCGUUUGCAAGUGUGUUUCCCUCCCUCCGUCUCCCUGCAUUUUCCUGCACGGGAGCAGUGACCAAGUCGUUUGCAAUAGCGACGGUGAUAGUGGCAGGGGGAGGAGCGGUGGCCGUGGCAGCGACGUUUCGAGCCUUGGAUGUCCAAACGGUGAGCGAUGUGGUGGUGCUGCUGGUGUGGUGGUGCUGCUGGUGUGGUGGUGCUGCUGGUGUGGUGGUGCUGCUGGUGUGGUGGUGCUGCUGGUGUGGUGGUGCUGCUGGUGUGGUGGUGCUGCUGGUGUGGUGGUGCUGCUGGUGUGGUGGUGCUGCUGGUGUGGUGGUGCUGCUGGUGUGGUGGUGCUGCUGGUGUGGUGGUGCUGCUGGUGUGGUGGUGCUGCUGGUGUGGUGGUGCUGCUGGUGUGGUGGUGCUGCUGGUGUGGUGGUGCUGCUGGUGUGGUGGUGCUGCUGGUGUGGUGGUGCUGCUGGUGUGGUGGUGCUGCUGGUGUGGUGGUGCUGCUGGUGUGGUGGUGCUGCUGGUGUGGUGGUGCUGCUGGUGUGGUGGUGUUGCUGA